Messenger RNA from Brassica napus (rape), 1120 nucleotides. Its product is annotated as serine/threonine-protein kinase ZRK1-like. The coding region runs from base 156 to 650 and encodes 164 amino acids. Gene Ontology annotation, molecular function: protein serine/threonine kinase activity. The record is from RefSeq and is a predicted model, not a curated record. Gene Ontology annotation, biological process: protein phosphorylation; cell surface receptor signaling pathway. The transcript has 2 exons. NCBI's taxonomy places the organism in Eukaryota, Viridiplantae, Streptophyta, Magnoliopsida, Brassicales, Brassicaceae. Gene Ontology annotation, cellular component: plasma membrane.
AAUAAAUGAAUUAUAAAAUAAUAUAUUUCCCAGUUUGACUAUUCAAAAUAAGUGUCUUAAAAUUUUACCUGAAAAAGAAGAAACUGUAAGAUCAUCUCUCUCUCUCUCUCUCAUCUGCAGAGAUUGCAAUCUGAGGCAUCAUUCAUCACUAGGCGAUGGAGCUCUGGAGAAGGAAGAAAGAGAAGUGCAAGGCGAAGAAGUGCUUCCUCAAGAAUGGGAGCGUGUUUCUUCAGGAACUCAUUGCUGACUGCAACGGCAUUUCAAACCCUAUUCGAAUGUUCUCUUCCGAUCAAAUCUCCGAGGCCACGAGUCACUUCGAUCGCAAGUGUUGUCUCGAUGAAAAUAUGGAUACAAACUUCACCUGGUACAAGGGCGACAUCGAAGGCAGGCCUUACGCGAUCAAAAGACAUACAGAGCAAUGGUAUGUAGAAGAAGAUCAGCCAGCUUACAACGACAUUGUGUUAUCUGCUCGGGUAAGUAAUCACAAUGGUUUCCUCAAACUCAUGGGUUCUUGUCUCGAAUUUCCUUUUCCUGUGUUGGUGUUUGAAGACCUAGACUAUAGAGUUCUGAACGUUGGAGGAAGUCUUGGCUGCGAGGACGCGCCGUUGUUGUUGCCGUGGAACGCACGUCUAAAGAUUGCGAAGGAGUAGGUAUUCUUGAAUAUGUGAAAGGCUUAUACGAGGUUGAGAAGCUCAGUGAAGUGCUAAUUGAUCCUAUGAUGAUGAAAGAUAUUACAAGUGCUCAGAGAUUGGAGGUGGAAGCUAGUGUUUUACUUGCACUGAGAUGCUGCGAGGAGAGGUAUGAAGACAGACCGAAGCUGAUCCAGGUAGCUAAAGAACUCAAGCGGGUUGAGACCUCAAGUUUAAGAGAUCCUCUGUUCUGAUAUAGCCUCUACACAACUUUUGUUACAUUUUUUAGCAUGGACUAUACAUAGCUGGAGAGGCUAAGAGUGCCAUUGUCUUGUCUGAUCAGAUGAGCAACUUUAUGAAACUAUUUGAUAUGAAUUAAUAUUUUGAAAGUAUUGUUAGUAAAUUGUAUUAUAUCAAAGUAGAGAAUUUGUUUUAAAUUAUGUAAUUUAUGAAUUAGAUAUUUAAGAUUUUAUAUGUACGUUUUUACGCAA